AUGAGUGACAUUGCAAUCAUUGGAUACUCGUUCAAACUCCCGCAAGAUGUUGAGGACGAUGAUGCUUUCUGGGAUGUUCUCCAGAACCGACGAAACUUGAUGACAGGCUGGCCUGAAAGCCGUGUCAAGACAGAUUCAUUUUCCAAUAACAAGCAUCAAAAGUGGAAUGGAAAGGGAGGGCAUUUCCUCAGUGACGAUGUCGCCGCCUUUGACGCCCCUUUCUUCUCACUCACGGCGAAAGAAGCUUCGGCGAUGGAUCCGAUGCAGCGCUGGACGCUGGAAUCUACUUACCACGCUUUUGAGAAUGCGGGUCUCCCGGUUGACAGUCUCAAGGGCUCUCGCACCGCUGUCUUCUCAGCCUCUAUGCUGGAAGACUACAGCAGAAUGACGGCCGUAGACCCAGAUAACUUGGAGCGAACAGCUGUAACUGGAAGCACUGUCUCGUGUAUUAUUCCCAACCGUGUCAGCUGCUUAUCAGCUGUCGAUAUGGCCUGUAAAGCAUUAAAGAGCGGCGAUGCUUCAUGUGCUGUCGUGACCGGUGCAAACCUUCUUCUCGACCCGAGCAUCUUCCAGGUUCUAGCUAACCAAGGAUUUCUCUCGCCUGAUGGCGUUUGCUACAGCUUUGAUGAACGGGCUAACGGGUAUGCACGUGGCGAGGGAGUCAUCGCUGUAGUUCUGAAGCCUGUACAAGCAGCGAUUGAGAAUGGCGAUAUGAUUCGUGCCGUGAUUCGGUCCAUUGGCUCGAACCAGGACGGCCAUACCCCGAUUCUGACACAGCCGAGCUCGCAGUCUCAAGAGGAGCUGAUCCGUCAUGUUUACAAAAAAGCAGGUUUGCCUAUGAGCGAUACUCGCUAUGUAGAAGCUCACGGCACCGGUACACCUGUCGGUGAUCCAAUUGAGGUUAAAGCUAUUGGGAGAUGCUUCCAAGAACAUCGCUCUCACUCGGAACCACUCUAUGUCGGCUCAGUGAAAGCAAACAUAGGGCAUCUUGAGGGAGCCAGUGCACUUGCAAGUCUGGUCAAAUGCAUCUGUAAUAUGACGCGCCAUUUGAUCCACGUACCAACUCAGAUGGUCAAGUGGCCAGUUCAAGGUCUUCGCCGUGUAUCUCUCAACUCUUUCGGGUUCGGCGGCUCAAACUCGCAUAUUGUUCUCGACGAUGCACUUCAUUACUUACAGGAUCGCAGCCUCAGCGGAAUCCAUAACACGAGCCUCUUCCCAAGGCCUGUAACGAACGGCUCAGGUGUCACCAAUGGACAUGGCGCAGCUCACAUCAACGGAGCCAAUGGAACUAAUGGUGCCGUAAAUGGUUACUCAGACGUCGAACUUCACAAGCUACUAGUAUGGACUACUGCCGACGAAAAGGCAGCUAAGCGCACUCUGGAGGCUUAUGACAACUUCCACAAAGAGACGAUGUCGGGGGACCAUAAGAAGCUCGACUCUUUGGCAUUUACUCUGGGUUCACGCCGAAGUAACAUGCUUUGGAGAGCUUUUUCUGUGGUUGACGGAUCGGAAAAGAAAGCAGUGUCGCCUUCGAAGCCAAUUAGAAGCUCAGAAGAUCUUGGCCUGGCUUUUGUAUUCACAGGUCAAGGCGCCCAGUCUAUUAACAUGGGCUCGGGUCUUGAGCAUUAUGCUGUCUACCGGGAGACUCUAGAGAAGAUCAGCGAGAUUUACUCCAGCUUUGGGUGUUCUUGGAACUUAUUUGGCAAUUGCGGCGACAACAUCAACAUGCCGCAGUACAGCCAGCCGCUUGCAACCGCUGUACAGAUUGCUUUGGUCGAUCUGCUCGCCAGCUUCAGGAUUACGCCCAAGAUUGUUGUCGGCCAUUCUUCCGGUGAGAUCGCUGCAGCAUAUGCAUCAGGUGUGCUGUCUCUAGAGUCCGCUUGCAGAGUGUCCUACUUCCGUGGUGUCUUGGCUGGGAAGCUAAGAGAGACCAACGCUUCAACUCCCGGUGCCAUGCUGUCGAUUAACCUAGCGCCGCAUCACGUCUCGGAGUAUCUAGAGAAAACAGGUGUUCUUGCAAUCAACGUUGCAUGCAUCAACAGUCCUCUCAACGUCACACUCUCGGGGCCUGAAGAGGCCAUUGACAAGAUCAAAUCUCAGGCUGACCAAGAUGGCAUCUUUGCGCAGAAGCUCAAGACCGGAGUCGCGUAUCACUCGCCAUCCAUGAAAGCCAUCGCGAGCGAGUACCUUGCUGCACUUGAAGGGCUCACCAAGAGAAAGGAUGGGACUAGCAUCCCAAUGGUCUCAUCUGUUACUGGCAAAAGUAUUUCUCCAGAGACACUAUCAACUGGUCAAUACUGGGUUUACAAUAUGCUGUCACCUGUCCGAUUCGCCGAAGCAGUGCAGGCCAUUGCAAACAAGAACUCAGCACGUAAACUUGGCUUGGGUAACAUCACUGACCUGAUUGAGAUUGGCCCUCACCCAGCUCUUCGAAGGCCCGUGAAAGAAACACUGGAUGAGAUGUCGAGUGCGGCAAAGGGAGUAAGAUACAGCUAUGUCUUGCAUAGAUUCCACCCGGCAAUCCAGACCACUCUGGAACUCGCCGGACAACUGUUCUGCCAAGGCUAUCCCGUUUCAGUCUCGGCAGUCAACCAACAAAGGACGAAGGCGAAGUUUCUGGUUAACUGCCCCAAGUAUCCGUUCGACAGAUCACAGCGAUACUGGGCUGAGUCACGUCUAAGCAGAGACUUCAGGCUGCGGGAGGCUGUCAAGGGCGAGCUGCUUGGAGUGAGGGUAUCCGAUUGGAAUCCGUUGGAGCCUCGAUGGAGGAACUUCUGGAGCAUUGACUCCUCUGCCUGGACUGGAGAUCACAAGAUCAGUGAUACUGUCCUGUUUCCAGCAUCUGGUAUGCUUCUCAUGGCCAUUGAGGCCGCCCAAGACGUGGUUCCCUCAGACCGUGCUGUCUUUGGUUACAAUAUUGAGAAAGCUGAGUUUAUGAACCCCAUAAUUGUGCCAGGGACUUGGGAAGAUCGCCUUGAGACGCAAGUCUGCCUGCGAGUGGUCGAUAAACAGCUGGCUACAAAGUACUAUGUCAGCAUUUUCACUUAUUCGCACAAUGAGUGGGUUGAGUGCUUUACCGCGAACAUUUCGGUCGAAUUCCAGGACAACGACAGCAACGGGGAGCGACGAGUGAGCCACGAACACAUCCGGCGUCAAUGUCAAGAAUGUACUUUGCCUAUCGACUCUGGUGUCUUCUACCAUGAUGCAGCAGCAGUUGGACUGCAAUAUGGGGACUGGUUCCGGCUGAUGCGCAGCAUCAAGUGGGAUGGUAAGACCUCAGCCGUGGCACGCGUUGAUCUGUCACAGUCAAGGUUCAACAUCAGGAGCUUGGUUCACCCAACAGUGCUCGACCAAGCCUUCCAAGUUCUUCGAGCCAGCUCGGGCCAACAGACCGCCGCCAAUGUCCCCGUGAAACUAGAAAAUGCAUGGUUCUCUUCCAAAGCAUGGAAGACACCUACAAUUCAGUGGAUUUCUGAAGCGACUCCAACUGUCCAUGGCUACGGGGAACAGGGCAAAGUCACGGCUCUUGGUGAAGAUGGAGAGGUCCUUUGCUGUAUCGAGCGUGCAGUCACAUCUGCUGUCUCGGGCGGUAUAACCCAAAAGGAGAAGAAGCUGAUGUACUCCGUCGAGUGGAAGCCACAGUUCAGCAUGCUAGGGUCCAGUCAGCUCACACGGUUAUGCGCCGCUAAUGCGGUGCCGAAAGACGACAGCACAGUUCUGGAGAACCACUCGAGGCUCUGUCAUACACUGGAGCUCGUAGCUGCUCGUGUACUGAAAAACGUUGAUAAGUCCAGAAUUCCAGUAUACUUGCAGCGUCAUGUCGAGUGGAUGGGUCACCAUGUCGGCAAGUUGUCAGCCGAGCAUCAGGCAGAAGCAACGAAUAUCAGUGACGAGGAGCUCGAGUCUCGCCUAGCUGAGGUUGACUCUGUCCUCCCAGCGUGGAAGCUGUACACGACUUGUGCACGAAAGCUACCUGAGAUUCUAUCCGGAGAGCUAGACCCUCUACAGGUCGUCUUUGAGUCUGACCAGGCCGAUAUCUUCUACUCGGAUCUCUUCCGGAAUCUCUGCGCAGAUGGUCAAUUGAACUAUCUACUUGACCUGGCAUCGCAUGAGAACCCAGCUCUGAGGGUCCUUGAAGUCGGUGCUGGCACAGGUGGUAUGACGGGGCAUGUCAUCUCAGCUCUGCAAGAACGUGAGAUGCGCACUGGAGGAUUGGCGUUCUCGGAGUAUACCUACACUGAUAUAUCCCCAGCCUUCUUUGAGACGGCAAGCCAGAGAUGGCCAGACCUCAAGUCCCAAGGACGCAUCACCUUCAAGACACUUGAUCUGGACCGAAGAAUCGAUAGUCAAGGCUUUGAUCCAGGCUCUUAUGACUUAGUCAUCGCGGCCAGUGUGCUUCACGCAACUCCAUACCUAGAAGCCACGAUACGCAAUGUGCGAAAGGCUCUGAAGCCAGGUGGUCGUCUCAUCCUCCUCGAGGUUAUCAACCCCAAUGAUAUCGCUACCAAUUUCAUGGCUGGCCUUGUGCCAGGCUGGUGGGUUGCUCGCGAGGAGUGGAGACCCCAUUCUGCUGCUAUACCAGAGCAUCUUUGGGAUAAGUGCCUCAAGGACAAUGGAUUCUCAGGGAAUGACUUGGUGAUUCGGGACUAUCAAGAUAAUCAGUGUCAUAUUAUGAGUGUCAUCGUCACCACCGCCAGUGAACCUGAGCCGAAGUCUGAGGAAAUGGUGGGCAAAGGCCGCUUGGUCAUGCUCAUCAGUGACGACGCGUCAACGAAGGAGAGGGAGCUUGCAGAUCAAGUUCGGGCACGAAUCGAUCCUAACCUAGAGCGACGUGCAACCGUCAUUACAUUCUCGCUAACCCCAGUUCAGAGGGAGCUCGCCAAGUUGACCGCCGAGGAUGCUUUCAUCUGCUUCGCUGAAGCUGGAGACAAACCUCUGCUGUCAACUCUCUCAGAAGGGCAGUUCAGCUGCCUUCAGUUCUUGAUCAGCAGAGCCUCGAACCUUCUCUGGGUGACUUCUGCCAGCAUCAGCGACUCAAUGUGUCCAGACUAUAGUGUCGCUCAGGGCUUCUUCCGCUCCAUCCGUGCCGAGCAGCCCGAUACCCACAUUGUCACCCUAGCAAUAGACGGAGAGAUGGCUCAAGCUUCACAGGCAUGCUUCAUAUCAGAGGUCUACGAGGCAACAUUCGAGACUGAAACGCCGUCAAAUGAAGUCGAGUACGUUGUUCGAGAUGGCGUCAUCACUACAGGCCGCGCUGUUCGAGACUUCAGCACUGAUACGGCACUACGAUCUCUUGUCUCGAAACAGCUACAACAGAAGCCGUGGGGCGAGGGACCAGGGUUAAAGCUUGAUAUUAGCCAGCCAGGAUCACUCGACUCGCUUCAGUUUGUUGAGGACCAGUCCCUCGCGGAGGAACUCGGUCCUUAUGAUGUCGAGAUCGAAGCAAGGGCCUGGGGUUUCACCUCUCGCGAUCUCGACAUUGCCCUUGGUCACCCUGAUAGGCGAAUAGAAGAGUUUGGCAGUGAUUGCGUUGGUUUUGUCGCCCGAAUUGGUGAGAGCUGCAGUACCAUUCGAAUAGGAGAUCGCGUCGCUAUGGUAUCUAAUGGCUGCAUGAGGAAGUAUGCUCGCGCCAACGAAGCCCACGUCUUCAAGAUUCCCGACUCGCUCAGCAUCGAAGAUGCUGCUCAGCUCGCAUCUCCUGGCUUGGCUGCCUGCCAUUCAAUUCUCAAUGUUGCGCGCGUACAAGAGAAUAACAAGGUGUUGAUUCACUCGGCUGCAAGUAUCUUGGGUCAGAUUGCAGUCAGGCUCGCCCAGACUAUGAGUGCUCGAGUCUUUGCUACAGUGUCGACUGCUGCUGAGAAACAACUCUUAGUCGACACCAUUGGCCUGAAUACUGAUUCCAUCUUUGACAGCAACUCCCCAUCCCUGACUCAAGAUGUCAUGAGAGUCACUGAGGAAGAAGGUGUGGAUGUAUUGCUUGACUGUUCCCGGGACACACGAUACACACCACUGUCAUGCGUGACCGAUGGGGGAUGUAUCGUCAGCCUUGGUGGCCGGAACAGUUCAAUGGCUUCUACAAUGGCUGCAGAGAUCAUGUCAAGAAAUCUCACGUUCUCUUCUAUUGAUAUCAUGCGUCUAAAGCCCAAAGUCUUUAGCCAACUGGCACAAACAACACUGCAGCUCCUAGCUGAAGUUAAAAUACCACCGCCUCAACUAUUGCCGGCCUUCAAGAUAUCAGAUAUCAAAAACAGCUUCAAGAAACUGCAAGAGGAUACCAACGACCGUGUGGUGGUAACAGCAGCAGAAGAGGAUGCAGUUCCGCAAUUUGUUCAGGACCGUCGUCAAUGGACGUUCGAUGGUAAUUCCACCUAUUUAGUAGCUGGUGGGUCUGGAGGUCUCGGUCGAGCCAUUAUCAGAUGGAUGGCUGACAGAGGAGCUAAACACCUGAUUGUUCCCUCUAGAUCCGGUGCAACAUCUGAAGCAGCUGCACAUUUGGUAGCACAGCUAACAUCCCAGGGCGUUAAUAUUGCUGCUCCUAUGUGCGACGUGUCCAUCCGAGAAGAUGUGACAGUCAUGCUGGAAGAAUGUUCCCGUACCAUGCCCCCCAUCAAGGGCUGCAUCAACGCCGCCAUGGUUCUGCAAGAUGCCAUAUUCCAAAGCAACAUGACAUUCCAGCAGUGGGAACUCACUAUACGCUCAAAGGUCGACACCUCUAAGAACUUGCAUGAGCUACUCCCCAAGGAUCUCGACUUCUUCAUCCUCUUGUCGUCUCUGGCUGGUGUCGUUGGCCAGAUGGCUAGUGCAAAUUAUGCUGGUGGUUGUGCGUAUCAAGAUGCACUGGCGAAGCAUCGCAGAAUGAAUGGCCAGAGUGCACUGUCUCUUAAUAUUGGAUGGAUGAGCAACAUUGGUAUCAUUGCUGAGAAAGAGGCGUAUCAGCGUCAGAGACAGACGUCGAAUGAUAUGCAGCCUAUCGAAGACAAGGAGUUACUUGCUCUGCUCACUCUCUGUUGCGAUCCGAACAAUCCACUCGACUUACCGCCAUUGUCUGAGGGACAAGUCCUUUUCGGGCUGCGAACACCUGCGGAUAUCCUAAGUGAAGGCCACCAACCACCAGCUCUACUCGAACGACCUCUCCUCAGCGCAUUCUCAUUCUUAGCCGGCAACAACAAUACUCCAGAUCAAGCAGGUGACCACGCCGAGAACGCGAGAGAUACCUUCCAAGGGUCUUCAGAUGCUAGAGAGCGGCAGCAAGUUGUCAUACGUGCCAUAGCUGCUAAACUUGCGCGAGCCAUGUCCAUCUCGCCUGAUGAUGUUGAGCCAAGCAAGCCACUGUCGUCGUAUGGAGUUGACUCGCUGAUGGCGGUUGAGCUGAGGAAUUGGAUCAAUAAGGAGUUUAGCUCUACGGUGGCCGUGUUCGAUAUCAUUGGCAGUACAUCUAUCGCUGGGGUUGCAGAGGUCAUCGAGACGCGAAGCUCGAUUUAA
Molecule: messenger RNA, 7482 nt
Organism: Fusarium subglutinans
Lineage: Eukaryota; Fungi; Ascomycota; Sordariomycetes; Hypocreales; Nectriaceae
Product: polyketide synthase
Exons: 12
Coding region: 1-7482 (2493 amino acids)
Biological process (GO): fatty acid biosynthetic process; secondary metabolite biosynthetic process
Molecular function (GO): oxidoreductase activity; phosphopantetheine binding; fatty acid synthase activity
Source: RefSeq, a predicted model, not a curated record